Chrysochloris asiatica (Cape golden mole) is the source of this 576-nucleotide messenger RNA. RefSeq names its product ADP-ribosylation factor-like protein 11-like. Lineage: Eukaryota; Metazoa; Chordata; Mammalia; Afrosoricida; Chrysochloridae. Gene Ontology annotation, cellular component: cytoplasm. The transcript has a single exon. Gene Ontology annotation, molecular function: GTPase activity; GTP binding. The record is from RefSeq and is a predicted model, not a curated record. The coding region runs from base 1 to 576 and encodes 191 amino acids. Gene Ontology annotation, biological process: intracellular protein transport; vesicle-mediated transport.
AUGGGUUCUGUGAAUUCCAGAGGUCACAAGGCAGCAGCUCAGGUCGUGAUGAUGGGCCUUGACUCAGCAGGCAAGACCACGCUUCUGUACAAACUGAAGGGCCAUGCGCUGGUGGAAACCCUACCUACUGUUGGCUUCAAUGUGGAGCCUCUUGAAGCUCCUGGGCACCUGUCUCUAACACUUUGGGAUGUGGGAGGGCAGACUCAGCUCAGGGCCAGCUGGAAGGACUAUCUUGAGGGUAUGGAUAUUCUCGUGUAUGUGCUGGACAGCACAGAUGCAGCCCGCCUGCCUGAGGCAGUGGCUGAGCUCAGGGAAGUGCUGGAGAACCCCAACAUGGCCAGCAUUCCUUUUCUGGUACUGGCUAACAAGCAGGAAGCACCUGAUGCUCUACCGCUGCUGGAGAUCAGAGACAGGCUGGGUGUGGAGAGAUUUCAGGAUCACUGCUGGGAGCUCCGGGCCUGCAGUGCCCUUACUGGUGAGGGGUUGCUGGAAGCCCUGCAGAGCCUGAGGAGCCUGCUAAAGUCCUGCAGGCAACUGUGUCUCCGUUCAAGGAGUGAAGAGAAUAAGAAAUCUUGA